Acanthaster planci (crown-of-thorns starfish) is the source of this 1630-nucleotide messenger RNA. RefSeq names its product melatonin receptor type 1C-like. The record is from RefSeq and is a predicted model, not a curated record. Lineage: Eukaryota; Metazoa; Echinodermata; Asteroidea; Valvatida; Acanthasteridae.
CAGGUCUUUGUCUAGUCAAGGAAUAUUGAAAAAUGAUGCAAGUUGAAGUGUGACAUGCUCACUCGCUUGUAUAUUGUUGCCUUGUGACAACCUGGUGGGCGUGCAGCGCUCAUUUUGCUUCGAGGUCCAAAACCUCUUUAUUGGGCAGAUUGAAAGCUUAUUGGAUUCUGUUCGAGACCUACAGAAGGGACUUUUUUUUCUGCAGGAACAAAGUACUCCUGUUUUGAUCAACUUAUUGAAAACUGUCCAUUGCAGGUUUUUUCUUUAGCCAAUUUUUUUGGGUGGGGACAGAUCUUCCUGUCUAUGUGAACAUUGUAAAAAGAUGGACAGCCUAGACAACUCGUCUGUUUGCCAUGGGGAGGUGUGCACAUCCUACAGUGAGCGGCAGGUUUUUGCUGCUAUCUUUGGCAUCAUCUCUGUGGUGGGAACUGUUGACAAUGCCUUGGUCAUAGCCGCUGUGAUCCUGUCCAGGAAACUCCGCAAUGCUACAAACAUGUUUGUGCUAAACCUGAGCAUAGCUGACUUUUUGACAUGCAUCUAUACCAUCCCCAUCAACGUCUUCGCUGUACUAAAUGAGGAUGACUGGCCCCUGCCUAACGCCCCCUGCAAACUCGCAGGCUUCUUGCUGGUACUCUGUUCCAGUUGCAGCCUGAACAACCUGGUCUGUAUUGCCAUCAACAGGUACGUCAUGAUCACCAAAAGCAAGUCAACCUAUAAGAAGAUGUUCCGUGGGCGACAAACCCUGGCAGGGAUUAUCCUGACAUGGCUGGUACCCUUGGCUGGCACACUCUUCCCAGCUUGGAGUGGCAUCAUGGAAACAGGCUUUAAUCCUGACUCGUCCCUGUGCACAUGGGCCCCAGCUGGUCCCAAGCACGUUCAUGCAUAUCCAUUUAUUCUCUUUGCUUUAUCAGUGCCAAUUCAGGUCUUCCUCAUAUUCUUGAGUUACAUCAGCAUCUUUUGUCAUGUCCAUUCCCACACCAAGCGAGUCCGACGCAACAGCAAUCAUCAGAUACAAGUGACCAAGAAUCUUGCUCUUGUUGUGUUUGUCUUCAUGCUGUGUUACGUACCUUCAAGUGUACAUCUGUUGUUUUCCAUUCCUAACCAUGUGUGGUUUUGGCACUUAUCUUCUGCAUUCCUAUUGGCUAACAGUUGUGUGAAUCCGUUCAUCUAUGCAGCCAAGCUCCCCAACUUCAGGGUCGUUUUUUGUUGCAUAAUCCACGGGAAAUGGAAAGACAUACCAGAGAAAAUUUCAUGCCGAUUCUGCAUGUGAUCCCAGAAAAGUGCUAGAAAGUUUGACAACAUUUCAAGAGCUUUUUGAAUUCUGUGGAUAUGACAAGGGAGAUGUCAAGUUGUUGGGCAUCCAAGUUCAGAUAAUGUUUAAAGGAUUUUAUAUUCCUUGAGUGUUGACACAAACAACUUGUCUGUAUUACACAUUCUGCAUGUUAACCACUUCAUGCCGGGGCAUUUUUCAAUGUUGAUGAUGCUGGGCCGGCAUGACUGUCAUUUUUUCCGUUUUCAAAAUCCCUCAACAAUUCAUCAUUUCAUUUAACGGUUGUUUAUAGCUGUACCAAAUAAUCUCUAGGCCCUACUCUAAGUUGACAGGUGGCCUUCAUUGACGCCCGAGUAUUUC